Molecule: messenger RNA, 852 nt
Organism: Plasmodium knowlesi strain H
Lineage: Eukaryota; Apicomplexa; Aconoidasida; Haemosporida; Plasmodiidae
Product: SICAvar, type I (fragment)
Exons: 1
Source: RefSeq, a predicted model, not a curated record
AAUGAUUUGCGUAAGGAUUUGGAGAAAACAUGGGAGAAUUUGAAGAAAUGGCUUAUGAGAUGGGAGUCCAAGGAAAUAGCGGACCUCUGCGGGGGCGUGACGUGGCCGUGGACGGGGUACACGGGGGCGGCGAUAGGUGUGAAGGAAAUGUGUAAGGGAGUUGUCGAAAUAGGAUACUUCAUAAAUGGUGUGGAAAUAGAAAGGGUCGGACAGGGGUUUCCUUUGGAUCAUGCAGCGAGAAUUACGGAGAAUAUGGCAGCUGAGGAAAUAUUUAGGCGAUGCAUAGUCGGAUCAGUGGCUUUAACUGAAAUUUAUGGAGAUCAUUGUGGACUGAAGGUCGUCAUAGAGAAGAUUGAAAAUGGAAUGAAUGACAAAUUAACGGGGACGCAUAGGGUUGGAUCAAUGUUCGAUAAAUGUAAAGGAGUGGACCUCCCCGCCUUAAUGGUCGGUAAAUCACUUCUCCAUGGUAGAAUCAAGGAGUGGGCAGCAGUAAAUAGGGGGGGGAAGGGUCCCGCGAGGGUAAGGAGUCCGUGGACCUAUUGGAAACAGGUGUGUCCACCGGUAAAAAAGGAGGAGGAAUUAGCAAAGAAGGAAGCAAGGGAAAAGAAUAAAGAGAAACUGACGCAGUUCAUGGGACUGAACAACGGAAACACUCAAAAUAAUAUUGGUAGUGUGUCUAUAGCGGACGUACUGACAGGAGAUCAGUUCCUUUUGAAGCAGGAUAAAUUGGACGCCGUUCUUCAAUCAGCACUGAAGGAAGGUGAUAAAUUUGACGUAAAUUCCUUGACGCAGAAGUUAACGAAGUCAACUGAAGAAAAAACAGGUAAGUAUAUGGGGGGGGAGGGAGCUUAA